Molecule: messenger RNA, 1202 nt
Organism: Galeopterus variegatus (Sunda flying lemur)
Lineage: Eukaryota; Metazoa; Chordata; Mammalia; Dermoptera; Cynocephalidae
Gene: FMOD
Product: fibromodulin
Exons: 3
Molecular function (GO): protein binding
Source: RefSeq, a predicted model, not a curated record
GGCACAGGCGCGCACACUCUCAGUAGCCGCUCCGCUCCUCUCCUCUCCUCUGUCACACGUUCUCCAACCUAAGGACGCCGGACAGAGGGACGUGGUCACUCUCUGAAAGGUUCAACUCGAGAGAGACAGAAUGCAGUGGACCUCCCUCCUGCUACUGGCAGGCCUCUGCUCCCUCUCUGGGGCCCAGUAUGAAGAAGACCCUCACUGGUUUUCCCACUACCUCCGCAGCCAGCAGUCCACCUACUACGAUCCCUAUGACCCUUACCCUUAUGAGCCCUACGAGCCUUACCCCUAUGGGGUGGAAGAAGGUCCAGCCUAUGCCUAUGGCUCUCCAUCCCCACCAGAGCCCCGUGACUGCCCCCAGGAGUGCGACUGCCCACCCAACUUCCCCACAGCCAUGUAUUGUGACAAUCGCAACCUCAAGUACCUGCCCUUCGUCCCCUCCCGCAUGAAGUACGUCUACUUCCAAAACAACCAGAUUUCCUCCAUCCAGGAAGGUGUCUUUGACAAUGCCACUGGGCUGCUCUGGAUUGCUGUCCACGGCAACCAGAUCACCAGUGACAAGGUGGGCAGAAAGGUCUUCUCCAAGCUGAGACAUCUGGAGAGGCUGUAUCUGGACCACAACAACCUGACACGGAUGCCUGGUCCACUGCCACGAUCCCUGCGGGAGCUCCAUCUCAACCACAACCAGAUCUCGCGGGUCCCCAACAAUGCUCUAGAGGGGCUGGAGAACCUCACAGCCUUGUACCUCCAACACAAUGAGAUCCAGGAAGUGGGCAGUGCAAUGAGGGGCCUCCGGUCACUGAUCUUGCUGGACCUGAGUUACAACCACCUCCGGAGGGUGCCGGAUGGACUGCCCUUAGCCCUUGAGCAGCUGUACCUGGAGCACAACAACGUGUACACAGUCCCCGAUAGCUACUUCCGGGGCUCGCCCAGGCUCCUGUAUGUGCGGCUGUCCCACAACAGUCUCACUAACAACGGCCUGGCUUCCAACACCUUCAAUUCCAGCAGCCUUCUUGAGCUCGACCUCUCCUACAACCAGCUGCAGAAGAUCCCCCCAGUCAACACCAACCUGGAGAACCUCUACCUCCAAGGCAACAGGAUCAAUGAGUUCUCCAUCAGCAGCUUCUGCACCGUGGUGGACGUCAUGAACUUCUCCAAGCUGCAGGUGCUGCGCCUGGACGGGAACGAGAUCCAGCGCA